ACCAACACGACAACAUGAACUCUCUGGCCUUGAUCUUCUCCGUGGUCGUGGUGGCAGUCUCCGCCCAGUACCACACCCCUGAGUACCACUCGGCUCCCGCACCUUCCUAUGGUCAUGCCUCUGGUCCCGCUCCUUCUUACGAACACGGCUCUGGUCACGCUCCUUCUUACGGAAAGGGAGGUGAAGCUACCAGCUUCCAGAGCUUCCACCUUGAGGUCGGCCAACAGGAGUACAAACAGCCUUCCUACGAGAGCCAGAAGCCUUCUUACCAUUCCGAGCCUUCUUACAAACCAUCUUACGAAAGUCACAAGCCUGCCUACCAUUCUGAGCCUUCUUACCAUCAUGCUCCCGCUCCCGCCUACAAACCUUCCUACAGCAAGCCUGCUUACAAGCCUUCUUACUAAGAC
Macrosteles quadrilineatus (aster leafhopper) is the source of this 407-nucleotide messenger RNA. Its product is annotated as adhesive plaque matrix protein-like. NCBI's taxonomy places the organism in Eukaryota, Metazoa, Arthropoda, Insecta, Hemiptera, Cicadellidae. Bases 15 to 404 code for a protein of 129 amino acids. The transcript is spliced from 2 exons. The record is from RefSeq and is a predicted model, not a curated record.